This is a messenger RNA of Calidris pugnax (ruff), 1577 nucleotides long. RefSeq names its product leucine rich repeat containing 27 (gene LRRC27). Gene Ontology annotation, molecular function: protein binding. NCBI's taxonomy places the organism in Eukaryota, Metazoa, Chordata, Aves, Charadriiformes, Scolopacidae. Bases 288 to 1577 code for a protein of 429 amino acids. The transcript has 11 exons. The record is from RefSeq and is a predicted model, not a curated record.
GGACAUCGCGGGGCCCGCGGCCUCCCCCGCUGGCACAGCCGGGGCACCCCCGGGCGAGGGUCCGCGGUCGCUGCCGCCUCAGGCCUGGGGACCGGGCUCAGCGGAGCGAACGUUGUGGGGGGGGACAGGCCUGGAGGUGACAGCCAGGCGCCUUGUUAGGACGCGCUGCAAUCACUAGAAACUCUGAAAACCGCAGCAAAGACCGGGUGUUUAUUUUGCACUGCUCAUGACUUGCCUUCAGCUGAUGGGUUUGAAUUACUGAGUCAGUGUUCCAGGCUUGCUGACAAAUGGAUGACGGCUAUUCUAGAGAGCUUAACAGCAGCGGUGAUAAUUUUGGAGAUGAACAUCUCAAAAAGAGAAAUUCAUCUGGUUCCAAUUCAUCAAAAGAGAUCAGGAAAGCUGUUGAAGAGUGUCUCUUAGCAUCUUCAAGUACUCUUGAUAUCAGCAGAAAAAAUAUUAAGCAUCUUACUGAGGAAAUAUAUAGGCUGCCCAACAUAAAGCACUUUCAUCUGGAAGGAAAUGUCGUAUCAACGAUUCCCGAGGAUUUAUUUCAGAAGCUGCCACAUCUCGUUUGGCUGGAUCUCCGGUAUAACAAGAUUAAAGCCCUUCCUCCUGGAAUCGGUUACCACAGGCAAUUGAAAACUCUGCUUUUAGAAAGGAAUCCUAUAAAAGAGCUGCCCACAGAACUUGGAAACUUGACUUCAUUGACAGCCUUGAACCUGAGACACUGUCCCCUUGAAUUCCCACCUAAAGAUGUCAUACAAAAGGGGUUAAAAUCCAUCCUGUGCUUCCUUCGGGAUUCUGGGAAUGGCAAACUGCACUGCACGGAGCCAGCCCCGUCGGGAUUCGGGGAACCUCCUGAGCCUCUGGACCCAAGCCCUCGUCUGUCUUACGGUCUCUCAGCUGGAGAAGUGCCACCUAUUGAAAAGCUCAACCUAAGUGAAGUGUUGCAGUCCAAUUUGGAUUUGUCAGAGGAGUGGCCUAAUGAAGAGGAAAAGCUGAGAUUUCAGAAGCUAAAAGAAGAAAUUAUAAAAGAUGAAGAAUGUCUUGCUGACAAACAUGUAGGUGCAACGCAGGAUUUUACUGAAGCAGGGAAAAGGCACAGAGAGAACAAGUCAGCUCAUCUUUGCAGCAAUAAAGAAAUGCUUCAGGAAUGGCACAGCCAAGCAAAGCUGAUGAAAGGAAAAAGAGAAAUGUUUAGAUUUUCACCUGCAAAUGCAGACACGAUACCAAAAAGUACACCAUAUGCCAUGUAUGACAUUGGUUGUUAUGCCAUGAAAGAGGGAGCUGAGAAAUGGGACCGAGCACCUGCAAUAAAGGAAGAAAAGUUGCUGAAAGUAAAAGUUGAAGCUGCAAAGUAUCUCAGAGAACUGAAACUGGAACAGCGCCUCAGACAGCACAUGGGCAUGAUGAAAGCAAGAGGAGAAAAGUUAACAGGAACAUCCCAAGUGGGAGCAAAGGAAGGAGAACAAGGCAUCGAGAGAGUGAGUGUCUUCUCUUUUUCGGGAAAUGCGGUAAACCCAGUGCUCUGUGCUGAUGAACACUUGUUAGUGGCAGAAUUGGCUGACUUGUCUUAA